Erythranthe guttata (spotted monkey flower) is the source of this 3462-nucleotide messenger RNA. Lineage: Eukaryota; Viridiplantae; Streptophyta; Magnoliopsida; Lamiales; Phrymaceae. The record is from RefSeq and is a predicted model, not a curated record.
AUGACUGAGUUUGUGCAUGAUUACUAUUGCCGUCGCUUGGGUUUCGUUGCUGGUUUGUCUAAUUGUGCGGGGAAGAUCUGGAUUUUUUGGGAUCACAAUUUUCGAGUCGAGUUGCUUAGGGAUGAGGUACAAUUAUUGCAUGUCAGAUGCAUAUCUGGUUUAUUUGGUGCUCCUUUUGUAUUUACUGCGGUCUAUGCUAGAUGCUCUCGUUCCGAGCGCCGUGUUUUGUGGAAUUCGUUCCGCGACAUUUUUGAGACGAUUGGUGACACUCCUUGGAUUUCUGGGGGUGACUUCAACUCAAUCUUACUUGAGUCAGAACGGAAUAGAUCGGUUUCGGAUAGGAGACUAGAUAUGGCUGAGUUUGGUGCUAUGGUUUCGGAUUGUGAACUUUUGGAUGCCGGGUUCUCUGGGGCUAGUUCUUGCUAUUCUUGGGAGAGCCCUUCAGGUACCCACCUCUCACGGACCUGGUCGGAUCAUGCUCCUCUUUUGGUUUCAUCGGCUGCUUCUUCGUCUAGGCCUCUUGCUUCAUUCCGGUUUCAGCAUAUGUGGAUCCGCCACGCUACGUUUCGUCAGAUUGUGGAACAGAAGCUUCAGUGGUGGAAUUGGAACGUUUUCGGGGACGUGUUCAAGAAUAAAGAGAGGGCCGAGGCAGCUGUUCUAGAGGCCGAGCACAUAUAUGACUUGGAUCGAUCCCCCGAGAAUCGUGCAAAUUUGAAAAAGGCCACUGCUGAACUUACUCUCAUGCUCAAUAUUGAGGAGGACUUUUGGAAGCAGAAGGCAGCUUGUAGAUGGGCGACUGAUGGAGAGAGAAACUCAAAGUUUUUCCACUCGUUAGUCAAGAAAAAGCGAUGUGUCAAUCGAAUCCACUCUAUCUCUCAUGGUGAUUUGGUUCUCACAUCAGCUCAGGAGAUCAAGGAUUCGGGCGUUGAUUUCUUUAGCAAGCUUCUUACCGAUGAUAUGCCUAGUUUGCUUCCGGUUGAUGAGUCUCUAUUUUCCGCUCCUCAAAGGGACUUUUCUUCAGUCUCUACUCGUCCGUCAGUUGAGGAGAUCAAAGAUGCGGUGUUUGGGAUUUGUCGAGAUAGUGCUUCGGGUCCUGAUGGGUAUUCUUCGCUAUUUUAUCAGCAUUGUUGGGACUUGAUUCAGUGUGAUGUUUGUGAAGCGGUUUGGGAUUUCUUCGAGGGUGGAUCUAUGCCUGCGAGCUUCACCGCUACCACCUUGGUUCUUAUUCCAAAGGUGGACUUUCCAACGGCUUGGACAGAUUUCCGCCCGAUUAGCUUGAGCAACGUGACCAAUAAAAUUAUCACCAAGGUACUUACGAACAGACUGGCACCUCACUUGCCCCACAUUAUUUCUCCUUCUCAGAGUGGGUUUGUUCAGGGUCGCCUCAUUAGUGAUAAUAUUUUAUUAGCACAAGAGAUGGUCCACUCAAUAUCAGUUCGUUGUCGAAAUCCGAAUCUUAUUUUGAAGCUGGAUAUGGCAAAGGCUUAUGAUAGGGUUCAGUGGCGGUUCUUAUUUCGUGUACUCGAGCUGAUGGGUUUCUCGGCGAACUUGGUUGAUAUUAUUCGGCGAUGUGUUUCGUCGUGCCAGUUCUCUUUACUAAUCAACGGGGAGCUGACGGGGUAUUUCACUUCGUCUCGUGGUCUAAGGCAGGGAGAUCCGCUCUCGCCGACUCUUUUUGUACUUGCGGCUGAGUAUUUUUCGAGAGGUCUCGAUGCACUAUACAGCCGUUGCCCAAGCAUGUUUUAUUCUACAAGGGGAGGCAUUCCUAUAUCCCUUUUGGCCUAUGCGGAUCAUGUGAUGAUAUUUACCUCGUGCCAUAAUUUUGGACUGAAGAAGCUGCGGGAUUUUCUCGAUCAUUACUGUCGGACUUCGGGUCAGUUGAUUAGUGUGCACAAGAGCACUUUCACAGUUGAUAGGGCAUGUUCUGAUGGUCAUCUUCGCACUAUUUCUCGGAUUCUCAGUUAUCCGAGAAAGGAUCUUCCUAUCAUUUAUCUUGGAGCACCACUAUACAAAGGGAGGGACCGGGGCAGUUUGUUUCACACUUUGCUUGAUCGCAUGCAAGCCAGGAUUUCGGGAUGGGCUCGGACCGCUUUGGCUUUCGGGGGCCGUCUUGCCUUGAUCCGGAGUACGCUUUCGACUAUGGCUUUGCAUCUUGUUCAGGUUAUUCAACCUCCGCAGUACAUUAUUCAGCAGAUUGAGCAGUGCAUGGCCCGAUUUCUCUGGGGAUCUUAUGGUAAUCAGCGCCGGCCUCAUUGGGUUGCUUGGGAGACGAUUUGUCGGCCAGUUGGUGAGGGUGGCUUGGGGUUGAGGCGUUUGACGGAUGUGAUUGACGCCUUCACUUACAAGCUCUGGUUCCGAUUCCGUGCUCAGGAUUCUCUUUGGGCCCGUUUUCUCCGAAACAAGUAUUGUCGGAAUCGGUUCCCAGGUUCAUCCGUUGUGUCUUCACUCUAUAGCACGGUGUGGAAGCGCAUGUGCCGUGUCCGAGAGCGUGUUCAAGCUCAAAUAUUUUGGCGGAUUGGUCCAGGUCAUGUUUAUUUCUGGCACGACCACUGGUUUGGCGAUGGUCCCCUUUCGGGCAUUAUUGAUGGUGGUCGGCUAACGUCAGUUCGUGUGGAGUAUUAUUUGGUUAACGGUCAGUGGGAUCGAAACAAGCUAGCUGAGGAUAUUCCUUUUGAGUGGAUCGAUAGGAUUUGCUCGGUCCCAAUCUCUGGUGCUUCGGGUGAUUUGCCCAUUUGGAGAGCUUCUUCGGAUGGCAAAAAUGACAGCAAGCACAAGGAUAUCACGGUUCGCGCUUCUUCCAUCAUUUACAGGGUCAUCCAGCACAUCAGGAUUCUUCACCAAACCAACUUACUUUCGGCGGACAGCUGGACUGGCAUUCCCCACGUGGCUGAGUCUCUUGGCCUAUAUUACCGAGUCAGAACACCAACUCUCACACCUCAUCGAGUUGUUUGGCUUCCACCGGAUCCGGGUUGGGUGAAGCUAAACACAGACGGAGCACGUAGAGCAUCCACCCAGAUUGCAGCUAUUGGCGGGAUUAUCAGAGGUUCGGACGCUGAGGCCAUAGUUGCAUUUCACGAGAGGAUCUCUGCCCCGAGCAGUAUUGCGGCCGAGCUUGCUGCCCUUGCCUCGGGGCUGCGAUUUGUUAUUCAGAGGCAAUUCACUAGAGUUUGGAUCGAGCUUGACGCAGAAGUCGCUGUUCGACUUCUUUCGCACACGGACCAAGAUCAUUGGAGUCUUCAGAGUUCUCUCACGGCGAUCCGGAACUCUCUUUCUACUUUGGAGUACAGGAUUACACAUAUCUACCGGGAGGGCAAUAAAGUAGCUGAUGCAUUAGCUAACUUGGGGUGUCAGACCGAGUUGGCUCGUACCUUCACAACAGCGGAACUUCCCCGACCUAUUCAGCAGAUGAUUCGGAUGGACCAGCUUGGAUAUCCAUCCUUUCGACGACAGUCUCGCACAUAG